Messenger RNA from Hemibagrus wyckioides, 1894 nucleotides. RefSeq names its product phosphoglycerate kinase 1 (gene pgk1). The record is from RefSeq and is a predicted model, not a curated record. Gene Ontology annotation, biological process: gluconeogenesis; glycolytic process. NCBI's taxonomy places the organism in Eukaryota, Metazoa, Chordata, Actinopteri, Siluriformes, Bagridae. Bases 95 to 1348 code for a protein of 417 amino acids. The transcript is spliced from 11 exons. Gene Ontology annotation, cellular component: cytosol. Gene Ontology annotation, molecular function: ATP binding; phosphoglycerate kinase activity; ADP binding.
GCUAAGGUCACUCUCAUUCGGGGACUGCUCACAGCACACAGGCGUCUACAGGAAACCCGGAGAGAGGAACCGCUGAAGAGAAAAGCUUUUCAAGAUGUCUCUGUCAAACAAGCUCACCCUGGAUAAAGUGGAUGUCAAUGGAAAGCGUGUAGUUAUGAGGGUUGAUUUCAAUGUGCCGAUGAAGGACAAGGCCAUCACAAACAACCAGAGGAUCAAGGCUGCACUUCCAUCCAUCCAGCACUGUUUAAACAACGGAGCCAAGUCCGUGGUGCUGAUGAGCCACUUGGGCCGGCCCGAUGGCGUCCCCAUGCCUGACAAGUACUCUCUGGAGCCUGUCGCUGCAGAACUCAAGACCUUGCUUGGAAAAGAUAUUACGUUCCUGAAAGACUGCGUCGGUGCAGAGGUGGAGAGCGCCUGUGCCGAUCCUCCUGCAGGUUCCAUCAUUCUUCUGGAGAACCUGCGCUUCCAUGUGGCUGAAGAAGGCAAGGGCAAAGAUGCUGCAGGAAACAAGACCAAAGCAUCCCAGGAAGAGAUUAACGCUUUCAGAGCCUCCCUGUCCAAGCUGGGUGACGUUUACAUUAACGAUGCCUUCGGAACGGCACACAGAGCCCACAGCUCUAUGGUUGGAGUGGAUCUGCCUCAGAAAGCUGCAGGCUUCUUGAUGAAGAAGGAGCUGGACUACUUUGCCAUGGCCUUGGAGAAGCCACAGAGACCAUUCCUGGCCAUCCUCGGGGGGGCCAAAGUCAAAGAUAAGAUUCAGCUGAUCAACAACAUGCUGGACAAGGUGGACGAGAUGAUCAUCGGGGGCGGCAUGGCUUUCACCUUCCUCAAAGUCCUCAAGAACAUGGAGAUUGGCACUUCCCUGUUCGACGAGGAAGGAUCCAAAAUCGUCCAGGACCUGAUGGCUAAAGCCGAGAAGAACGGAGUCAAGAUCACCCUUCCUGUCGACUUUGUCACUGCAGAAAAGUUUGAUGAGAAGGCCACGACUGGAACAGCUGCAGUAGCUGAUGGCAUUCCAGCAGGAUGGAUGGGUCUGGACUGUGGGCCUGAGAGCUCCAAGCUUUUUGCUGAGGCUGUAGGUAGAGCGAAGCAGAUCGUAUGGAACGGACCUGUCGGCGUAUUCGAGUGGGAUAACUUCGCCAAGGGAACCAAGAACCUGAUGGACAAAGUUGUGGAGGUGACCAAAAGUGGUUGCAUCACCAUCAUUGGUGGUGGAGACACAGCAACCUGCUGUGCCAAGUGGGACACUGAGGACAAAGUGAGCCAUGUGAGUACAGGAGGAGGAGCGAGUCUGGAACUUCUGGAGGGAAAAGUGCUGCCUGGUGUAGAUGCCCUCAGCAGUGUUUAAACAUCUGGCACUUCAUUGUAAGGGCUGUGAACAUCUGCCCUCCCUGAAGAGGCUCUCUCUACACACAUUCAUUUCAGUCAGUGUACAGAGUCACACAUGAUAAAUGUCCCAUCUCUACUGAACAAACUGUAAACGUUAUAUUUUUUUCCCCUUCAUCGUGAACGUAAGGCCUCAGCUACGGAGUUAAUGCACUGUGCCCUUCUGAACGGUUUUCCAUUAAAAAAGCAAGAUUCUCCAGCUUGCUCGUAUUACAUCCUUUUAGCAUCGGGUUAUUUGUCUCACCUGCUGAAGCGUUAGUUUGUCUGUGUGUCAUCUUUAUAUAACCAGUAACUAUAUUCAGCAUAUAAAGAUGAAAAUCUUGUGUGUGUGUGAUGUAACCAUAGAGCUUUUAUUUGGUGCCCCUUUACCGAUGUUAAGACUGUACGUGAAACUGUAGACACUUUAUGUUGCACUUCUCAUCCUGGCCCUAAGGCUUGUAAAAUAAACGAGCUGCUCAGAAGACGUAUGCAGUCUUUGAUGGACUAUAAAUAAAAGUUUAAGAAAUGA